This is a messenger RNA of Psilocybe cubensis, 1590 nucleotides long. RefSeq lists its product as uncharacterized. NCBI's taxonomy places the organism in Eukaryota, Fungi, Basidiomycota, Agaricomycetes, Agaricales, Agrocybaceae. The coding region runs from base 1 to 1590 and encodes 529 amino acids. Gene Ontology annotation, molecular function: zinc ion binding. The record is from RefSeq and is a predicted model, not a curated record. The transcript has 7 exons.
AUGAGCACCCAAGUACCCACAGUCAAUGAUCUACGGGGCGCUACUCUAAAGGUCAAACUUUGCUAUAUCUGUCGGGAGGAAGAGAACGCUGAUUCUCCCCAAGACCCGAACACUGCACCUCGUGCAUGGACACAUCCCUGCAGCUGCACCCUCAUCGCACACGAACAAUGUCUGCUCAAAUGGAUACAAUCAUCGCAAAGUAAUGCGUCACGAGCCCCGAAUGCUUUGAAAUGUCCACAGUGUGGCACGCAGUACGAGAUGGAGAGCGACAGGCCAUUUGUGCUCAAAUUUUUAUCUGUUGGAAAUAAAGUACUGCAGAAAUGCGGGCGGUGGUUUACAGUGUUCGGAGCUGCUGCUGCCGUGGGAUUGGUUGGUACCACUGUGUAUGUUUGUCUCACUGGCUAUGGAGCCUGGGCAUUGGAAAAGUUCCUAGGGAAAGAAUUAUUUGACCUUAUUCUAACAGACGACCCUACCAAUUGGCCGUGGUCAGCGUACAUCAACCUCCCUCUUCUCCCUAUAAGCCUCAUACUAUCCCGCUUCCAAACCAAUUCUACAUCUCUCGUCAUCCCCCUACUCCUCUUUUGGCCCCCGACGUCGCCUGUCACUGGCGAAAGGAGCAGACGAUUACAGGAAUACUGGUCUAAUCCCCAGAAUUCGUCACUAAUUACCUCCGGUUUUAAUUCCGGGGGCCUACUGGGUACAAAACACCACUGGCCUCCUCCGCCUAUCCUCUUUGGCCUAGUAGGCCUGCCUUUCGUGCGCGCGAUGUACCAGAACUGCUAUGCCUGGGCGUAUUCGAAGUUGUUGGGGACGCAUCUGCCAGCUCCACGAAGACCUCCCAGAGGCGGACUGAGGUUCAACGAGGGUCCAUUUGUGAUCAGGAUCCGUGCCAACCUUGACGGGGUCGAAGGAGGCAAUGGCGAUGACGGCCAGGGAGAAGGUGGGGGCGAGGAUGGUCAACCACCCCCUGUGGCUGCACCAGGCGCUGCUGACCAGAACGCUGGCGUGGUGGAACCGAACCCGGACCCCAAUGCAGCCGCGGUGGAGGCUGCGGAACAGCUCAUCGAAAUCAACGCGUCUUCUCUCGGACGACGGAUUGGCGGUGCACUGAUCAUUCCUGUCAUCGCUAAUUCAAUGGGCCAGCUUCUUUUAUCGUUGUCAAAACAUUCGAAAGUGCUGAGACUCUUGUUGGGGAUUCGUCAGCAUCAGAAACAGGCAGGUAGUUCAGGAAUGUUUGGAUUGCCACCUUGGGAGCGGGUGGUGUCGUCGUGGGUGCGGGGAGGAAAUAAGGAUGGGUCAGAUAAACCGUGGGCUCAGCUGAAUAUGUUCCAGCAGGCUAGGCUGAGUGUUAGGUUGUUUAUGGCGUUGUUAACCAGCUCUUCGACCAGCUGGGUAGAUAAUGAUCCUGUUUGGUGGCGCAACGGUGUUGGAUUUGGUUUGUUUGUGGUGGUGAAGGAUUGCAUUCAACUUCUGCACCUCUGGCUUGCCAAGCGCGAACUCGAAACCCGACGCGUCAAGGAUCGUGAUUUUAAAGGGGUCGACAUCCGCGAGCUUGACCUAUUGCCAUCAUUUUUCCAGCGAGCCACAUAA